This is a messenger RNA of Pseudoliparis swirei, 4509 nucleotides long. RefSeq lists its product as uncharacterized. The coding region runs from base 752 to 1894 and encodes 380 amino acids. The transcript is spliced from 5 exons. Lineage: Eukaryota; Metazoa; Chordata; Actinopteri; Perciformes; Liparidae. The record is from RefSeq and is a predicted model, not a curated record.
UCGAGAACGCCUCGUCCAGCCCGUCCUCCAGCUCCUGCCACACAGAACACACACAGGCACGGGUCAAAGGUCACGCUCACGUCUCAACAGGCAUGGGUUAAAGGUCACGCUCACGUCUCAACAGGCAUGGGUCAAAGGUCACGCUCACGUCUCAACAGGCGAUGGGUCAAAGGUCACGCUCACGUCUCAACAGGCGAUGGGUUAAAGGUCACGCUCACGUCUCAACAGGCAUGGGUCAAAGGUCACGCUCACGUCUCAACAGACGAUGGGUUAAAGGUCACGCUCACGUCUCUACAGGCGAUGGGUUAAAGGUCACGCUCACGUCUCAACAGACGAUGGGUCAAAGGUCACGCUCACGUCUCAACAGGCAUGGGUCAAAGGUCACGCUCACGUCUCAACAGGCAUGGGUUAAAGGUCACGCUCACGUCUCAACAGGCAUGGGUCAAAGGUCACGCUCACGUCUCAACAGGCGAUGGGUUAAAGGUCACGCUCACGUCUCAACAGACGAUGGGUCAAAGGUCACGCUCACGUCUCUACAGGCGAUGGGUUAAAGGUCACGCUCACGUCUCUACAGGCGAUGGGUUAAAGGUCACGCUCACGUCUCUACAGGCGAUGGGUCAAAGGUCACGCUCACGUCUCUACAGGCGAUGGGUCAAAGGUCACGCUCACGUCUCAACAGGCAUGGGUCAAAGGUCACGCUCACGUCUCUACAGGCGAUGGGUUAAAGGUCACGCUCACGUCUCAACAGACGAUGGGUCAAAGGUCACGCUCACGUCUCUACAGGCGAUGGGUUAAAGGUCACGCUCACGUCUCAACAGGCAUGGGUCAAAGGUCACGCUCACGUCUCAACAGGCAUGGGUCAAAGGUCACGCUCACGUCUCAACAGGCAUGGGUCAAAGGUCACGCUCACGUCUCAACAGGCAUGGGUCAAAGGUCACGCUCACGUCUCUACAGGCGAUGGGUUAAAGGUCACGCUCACGUCUCAACAGACGAUGGGUCAAAGGUCACGCUCACGUCUCAACAGGCAUGGGUCAAAGGUCACGCUCACGUCUCAACAGGCAUGGGUCAAAGGUCACGCUCACGUCUCAACAGGCAUGGGUUAAAGGUCACGCUCACGUCUCAACAGGCAUGGGUUAAAGGUCACGCUCACGUCUCAACAGGCAUGGGUCAAAGGUCACGCUCACGUCUCAACAGGCAUGGGUCAAAGGUCACGCUCACGUCUCAACAGGCAUGGGUCAAAGGUCACGCUCGCGUCUCUACAGGCAUGGGUCAAAGGUCACGCUCACGUCUCAACAGACGAUGGGUUAAAGGUCACGCUCACGUCUCUACAGGCAUGGGUCAAAGGUCACGCUCACGUCUCAACAGACGAUGGGUUAAAGGUCACGCUCACGUCUCAACAGGCAUGGGUCAAAGGUCACGCUCACGUCUCAACAGGCAUGGGUUAAAGGUCACGCUCACGUCUCAACAGGCAUGGGUUAAAGGUCACGCUCACGUCUCAAUAGGCGAUGGGUCAAAGGUCACGCUCACGUCUCUACAGGCAUGGGUCAAAGGUCACGCUCACGUCUCAACAGGCGAUGGGUUAAAGGUCACGCUCACGUCUCUACAGGCAUGGGUCAAAGGUCACGCUCACGUCUCAACAGGCAUGGGUCAAAGGUCACGCUCACGUCUCAACAGACGAUGGGUUAAAGGUCACGCUCACGUCUCUACAGGCAUGGGUCAAAGGUCACGCUCACGUCUCAACAGGCGAUGGGUUAAAGGUCACGCUCACGUCUCAAUAGGCGAUGGGUCAAAGGUCACGCUCACGUCUCUACAGGCAUGGGUCAAAGGUCACGCUCACGUCUCAACAGGCGAAGGGUCAAAGGUCACGCUCACGUCUCAACAGACGAUGGGUUAAAGGUCACGCUCACGUCUCUACAGGCAUGGGUCAAAGGUCACGCUCACGUCUCAACAGGCGAUGGGUUAAAGGUCACGCUCACGUCUCUACAGGCAUGGGUCAAAGGUCACGCUCACGUCUCAACAGGCGAAGGGUUAAAGGUCACGCUCACGUCUCAAUAGGCGAUGGGUCAAAGGUCACGCUCACGUCUCUACAGGCAUGGGUCAAAGGUCACGCUCACGUCUCAACAGGCGAUGGGUUAAAGGUCACGCUCACGUCUCUACAGGCAUGGGUCAAAGGUCACGCUCACGUCUCAACAGGCGAAGGGUCAAAGGUCACGCUCACGUCUCAACAGACGAUGGGUUAAAGGUCACGCUCACGUCUCAACAGGCGAAGGGUCAAAGGUCACGCUCACGUCUCAACAGACGAUGGGUUAAAGGUCACGCUCACGUCUCAACAGGCGAUGGGUUAAAGGUCACGCUCACGUCUCAACAGGCGAUGGGUUAAAGGUCACGCUCACGUCUCAACAGGUGAUGGGUUAAAGGUCACGCUCGCGUCUCAACAGGCAUGGGUCAAAGGUCACGCUCACGUCUCAACAGGCGAUGGGUCAAAGGUCACGCUCACGUCUCUACAGGCGAUGGGUUAAAGGUCACGCUCACGUUUCAACAGGCAUGGGUCAAAGGUCACGCUCACGUCUCAACAGACGAUGGGUUAAAGGUCACGCUCACGUCUCUACAGGCAUGGGUCAAAGGUCACGCUCACGUCUCAACAGGCGAAGGGUCAAAGGUCACGCUCACGUCUCAACAGACGAUGGGUUAAAGGUCACGCUCACGUCUCAACAGGCAUGGGUUAAAGGUCACGCUCACGUCUCAACAGGCGAUGGGUUAAAGGUCACGCUCGCGUCUCAACAGGCAUGGGUCAAAGGUCACGCUCACGUCUCAACAGGCGAUGGGUCAAAGGUCACGCUCACGUCUCUACAGGCGAUGGGUUAAAGGUCACGCUCACGUCUCAACAGGCAUGGGUCAAAGGUCACGCUCACGUCUCAACAGACGAUGGGUUAAAGGUCACGCUCACGUCUCUACAGGCAUGGGUCAAAGGUCACGCUCACGUCUCAACAGACGAUGGGUUAAAGGUCACGCUCACGUCUCAACAGGCGAAGGGUCAAAGGUCACGCUCACGUCUCAACAGACGAUGGGUUAAAGGUCACGCUCACGUCUCAACAGGCAUGGGUCAAAGGUCACGCUCACGUCUCAACAGGCGAUGGUUAAAGGUCACGCUCACGUCUCAACAGGCGAUGGUUAAAGGUCACACUCACGUCUCAACAGGCGACGGUUAAAGGUCACGCUCACGUCUCAACAGGCAUGGGUCAAAGGUCACGCUCACGUCUCAACAGGCGAUGGUUAAAGGUCACGCUCACGUCUCUACAGGUGAUGGGUUAAAGGUCACGCUCACGUCUCAACAGGCGAAGGGUCAAAGGUCACGCUCACGUCUCAACAGACGAUGGGUUAAAGGUCACGCUCACGUCUCAACAGGCGAUGGGUUAAAGGUCACGCUCACGUCUCAACAGGCGAUGGGUUAAAGGUCACACUCACGUCUCAACAGGCGAAGGGUCAAAGGUCACGCUCACGUCUCAACAGACGAUGGGUCAAAGGUCACGCUCACGUCUCAACAGGCGAUGGGUUAAAGGUCACACUCACGUCUCAACAGGCGAAGGGUCAAAGGUCACGCUCACGUCUCUACAGGUGAUGGGUUAAAGGUCACGCUCACGUCUCAACAGGCAUGGGUCAAAGGUCACGCUCACGUCUCAACAGGCGAUGGUCAAAGGUCACGCUCACGUCUCAACAGGCGAUGGUUAAAGGUCACGCUCACGUCUCUACAGGUGAUGGGUUAAAGGUCACGCUCACGUCUCAACAGGCGAUGGGUUAAAGGUCACGCUCACGUCUCUACAGGUGAUGGGUUAAAGGUCACGCUCACGUCUCAACAGGCGAUGGGUUAAAGGUCACGCUCACGUCUCAACAGGCGAUGGUUAAAGGUCACGCUCACGUCUCUACAGGUGAUGGGUUAAAGGUCACGCUCACGUCUCAACAGACGAUGGGUUAAAGGUCACGCUCACGUCUCUACAGGCAUGGGUCAAAGGUCACGCUCACGUCUCAACAGGCGAUGAGUCAAAGGUCACGCUCACGUCUCAACAGGCGAUGGUUAAAGGUCACGCUCACGUCUCUACAGGUGAUGGGUUAAAGGUCACGCUCACGUCUCAACAGGCGAUGAGUCAAAGGUCACGCUCACGUCUCAACAGGCGAUGGUUAAAGGUCACGCUCACGUCUCAACAGGCGAUGGGUCAAAGGUCACGCUCACGUCUCAACAGGCGAUGGUUAAAGGUCACGCUGACGUCUCGACAGGCGAUGGGUGCACGGCGCUUAUUCAUUCACUUUAAUACGUCAACAAUACUUUUCCUCACACACUUUCCUCUGGCCUCACGUGGAGGUUUACCUCGACCCUCUCCAACCAUUGGAUACGGUUCUGUUACCGUCUAACCACCGGUACGGCAAACUACCGAGCCCUCCGGCUCCUUAACCGGCGUGUCCUGCGCGGCUCUCUUGUCCUCACGUGUCACUCACUGGCCCGCCCGUCUCUUG